AUGGUCCUUUCCAUCCUCUCCGGGCAGAAUAACUCAAGUGGUAUAGGAUUCGGUGGAAGUAUGGGUCUUCAUCCCACAGCCUGCACUAUAUUUACACCAUGGUGUCUGAGUCUGAGGCAGCCCCAGUUCUUCGUUGUGGUCUUCCUGGAUGACCGGCCCAUCACUCGCUACAACAGCAACACACGGAGGCAGGAGCCUCUGGUGCCCUGGAUGCAGAAGGUCACAGAGAAUUACCCUACGUACUGGGAGAAAGAGACUGUGGUAGCGAGGGACAAUGAAGUGUUUUUCAGAAAGAGCCUGCAGGCCACAAACUCCCACUAUGAGCAUGGUGGCGGUGAGUGUGGGAUGAAGGGCCCUGAGGAGCUCCUCAGCUUCAGGGAGAGUGAUUCCAACUACUUCUGGUCCCCCAGUUUCCUGUUUCUGGAGUACUGGCACAUGUUGUCCUUCCUGUUUUCCAUCCGUGAGAUCAACAAGAAUCCAAGGCUCUUACCCAACAUCAGCCUGGGCUAUGACAUCUAUGAGAGCUGCUUUGAUUCCAGAGUGACUUCCUAUGCCAUGCUAGGCCUGCCUGCUGGUGGGGAACGCCACCUUCCAAAUUUUGCCUGCGGGAAGAAGAAGAACCUGCUGGCCAUUCUUGAAGGAACUGAAUUGGAUAUUUCCACUCUUAUUUCAGUCAUGUCGUCCAUCUACAAGAUUCCUCAGGUGGUGCCUCGUUCCAGGUGUGUGGAGAGCUGUCGCCCCGGUUAUGCCAAGCAGACUCAGGAGGGGAAGCUGCCCUGCUGCUACACUUGUGCCCCAUGUGCGGAAGGGACCAUCUCCACUCAGGAAGAUGCAGAGCAGUGCAGCGGGUGCCCUGAAGAUCAGCACCCGAACAAGGACCGAGAUUGCUGUGUCCCCAAGAGAAUAACCUUCCUCUCCUAUGAGGAACCUUUAGGGAUUCUCCUGGCUUCCUUUGUCCUGAUUUGGUUUCUAAGCUCAGGCAUUACGCUUGGAAUCUUCAUUAAAUUCCGAGAAACUCCAAUCGUCAAAGCCAACAACAGGAACCUCUCCUACAUUCUCCUCAUCUCCCUCUUGCUUUCCUUCUUGUCUUCCUUCCUAUUCAUCGGCCAGCCAAGCAAAGUGACUUGCCUGUUUCGACAAACAGUCUUCAGCAUCAUCUUCUCAGUUGCCACCUCGAGUGUGUUGGCCAAAACCAUCACUGUGGUGCUGGCCUUCCUGGCCACCAAGCCAGGCAAUAAGGUGAGAAAGUGGUUGGGGAAGAGCCUUGCAAAGUCCAUUGUCAUGUCAUGUUCCAGUGUCCAGGUCAUCAUCUGCUCCAUCUGGUUGGGCUCCUCUCCACCCUUCCCUGACUCUGACAUGCAUUCCCAACCUGGACACAUCAUCCUACAGUGCAAUGAGGGGUCUCUCAUGAUGUUCUAUACUGCCCUCGGGUACAUGGGCGUCCUUGCUGCCACCUGCUUCACUGUUGCUUUCCUGGCCAGGAAGCUGCCAGGGGCCUUCAAUGAAGCCAAGCUGAUCACAUUCAGCAUGCUGGUCUUCUGCAGUGUCUGGGUGUCCUUUGUGCCCUCCUACCUCAGCACCAAGGGGAAGUACAUGAUGGCCGUGCAGGCCUUCUCCAUCUUGGCCUCCAGUGCUGGGCUGCUGUGCUGCAUCUUUCUUCCCAAGUGCUACAUCAUUGUCCUGAGGCCUGAGCUAAAUAUGAAGGAGCAUCUCAUCAUCAAAAGAUAA
Molecule: messenger RNA, 1728 nt
Organism: Varanus komodoensis (Komodo dragon)
Lineage: Eukaryota; Metazoa; Chordata; Lepidosauria; Squamata; Varanidae
Product: vomeronasal type-2 receptor 26-like
Exons: 6
Coding region: 1-1728 (575 amino acids)
Biological process (GO): G protein-coupled receptor signaling pathway
Cellular component (GO): membrane
Molecular function (GO): G protein-coupled receptor activity
Source: RefSeq, a predicted model, not a curated record